Chiroxiphia lanceolata (lance-tailed manakin) is the source of this 2736-nucleotide messenger RNA. It is a transcript of the gene MOSMO, whose product is annotated as modulator of smoothened. The transcript is spliced from 3 exons. The coding region runs from base 75 to 578 and encodes 167 amino acids. Lineage: Eukaryota; Metazoa; Chordata; Aves; Passeriformes; Pipridae. Gene Ontology annotation, biological process: negative regulation of smoothened signaling pathway. The record is from RefSeq and is a predicted model, not a curated record. Gene Ontology annotation, cellular component: Golgi apparatus; ciliary membrane.
GGCGCCGCCGGCCCGGGCCCGCUGCGGCAGCCGGGCGGAGGCCGGAGCCGGGAGCCGCCGGAGCGCCGGAGGACAUGGACAAACUGACCAUCAUCUCAGGAUGCCUCUUCCUGGCCGCCGACAUCUUCGCCAUCGCCAGCCUGGCGAACCCGGACUGGAUCAACACCGGCGAGUCCGCGGGUGCUCUCACAGUUGGCCUUGUGCGACAGUGUCAAACCAUCCAUGGACGUGACAGGACCUGUAUUCCUCCACGGCUGCCUCCUGAGUGGGUCACUACGUUAUUUUUCAUCAUAAUGGGAAUCAUUUCACUAACUGUCACUUGUGGUUUGCUGGUGGCUUCCCACUGGCGAAGAGAAGCUACUAAAUAUGCCCGCUGGAUAGCUUUCACUGGAAUGAUUCUAUUCUGUAUGGCAGCCCUAAUAUUUCCAAUAGGAUUUUACAUCAAUGAAGUUGGAGGUCAACCAUAUAAAUUACCCAAUAACACAGUGGUUGGGUCUUCGUAUGUACUGUUUGUCUUAUCAAUUUUCUUUACAAUAGUGGGACUUCUAUUUGCUGGCAAAGUUUGUUUACCUGGCUGAUGAAUGUCUGAACUGCAGGACUUUAUUUUGGAAAAGAACAAGACAUCAGAAUUGCAUUCUCAGGAGGAUGCCUAAAUCAGACUAUCAAACACUGACUGAAAAGAGGAAUGCUUUGACUUGUUCUCACUAUGCACUUUGGAUGAAAAAAAGGACAGCCUUUCCCAUAACCAAAUACAGACAACGUGGACUAAUCUCCUGAGCAUACUCUAAUGCAGUCAGGUCUGCACUGUGAUAGGAACUAGUGAAGAAUGCUUUACACUGAAAAGCAUAAAUGCCCCAUGUUACUGGACUGUUCCUGUUUUUAACGUCUAACAAUUUGGAAGUCAAAGUAUUUAUGAACUCUGUGGUAGACCAGAGGGUUGCAGAGGAAUUCAAGUGAGGCUGGCCUCGCUGUUUAGGAGAUUAGUGUUUUACAUCUUCCUUCUGAUGAGCAAAGCCUUUGGCACCAAUGUGGAUCAAUCUUGCAUUACUGCACCAAGAAGCCAAUAGAUCAAAACAUGUUCUCUAAAUGUAUGUAACAGCAAGAAGACAUACAUCCCCUCCUCCCCCAUAAGCUCUAGAAAACACUAAGGAACGUUUUAAAGGGGGAUUUCUUCCUUAUAUUUAUAUAAAUAUAUAUAUAAAUAUAUAUAUAUUUUGCUGAUGCAGUAUACAGUGUGUGUGUAUGUGUGUGUGUGUGUAUAUACACAUAUGUAUAUAUAUGUAUAUACACACAAAUGGUUCCUGGAAAAGAACUCAGAACGCUUUGCUAGCAAAACACUGUGGUGUGCAAAACUAGAACUCAAUAGAAAAAAGCCAUUUCUCUGAAGGCCACAUAGCUGAGAGUCUUCAGUUUACCUCAUUCUUUGUAGCAGCCCUUGAUUUUAACAGUUUUUUGUAAUAGGUACAAACGAUCCCAUGCCUUUUUAGGUGCAAUUUUAAGUUAAGCUAAAAUUCUUUUUAUGGUAAUUUAUUUGUAUAUGAGGGUAGAAGGUGAGAUCAUGUCAUGCCGUAAAGUUAAAAUCCUAAUUUUGGGAAACUGACACUAUUUAAAUUAUUAGCAACUGUUGUACAGAAAAUCUCUUUUUCUACUGCAUUCUUACAUUAGCAUUCAUACAUGUUCAAGCACAGCAUUUUACCAUAGGUAAGCAUUUCUCUAGCACAUGUCAAAUGCAAUGUUUAAAGUAAUGCAAACACUAUUCCACUGCAAAGAUGGAUGAACUUAUUUUCACUUGAGUAUUAAUUCAUCUUUGCCAAAAAAAUGAGCAAUAUAAGUAUUGAAAAAUAUAUGCCUUGUUUACUAAAGUUGUUAUUUUAAAUGUGGAUUUAAUGACCACCCAAAUUUGGAGUAAAUAUUCCUCACUAAAAGUAGUUUUACUUUUCAGCACAUGGAUAAACCAUUGAACCCAUAGACGUCUUAAUUCACUACUUGGUCUAACCUUGCAGAAAGUAGUUUGGUGUUCCAGGGAAGCUGCCUGCACUAUCAACAUUUGUUUUCCAGUUAAUCCAUGUUUUACCUGAGAUUCUUUAUGAAAACAAAAACAAUAAUCCGUUUUGAGCGCUGUUUCAUUGCAUUUACUGGGGGAGCUGCAUUUCUGAAUAGACACUUUCCUAAACUGUUAGGGAAAGUGUAUUUCAGAAUGAGGUGGUUAUUGAAACCUAAUCAGCAGUGCCCAAAUUAAUCACUGAUCAGAUAAGCUGAAGUGUUUGAAAAUAACAAAAUUUGCACAAUUAUUUUAAACUGUGUGCCAUUCAGACCCUAGUGGGUCCCUGUCCUUCUCACCUCUUCCCUCUCCCCCUCCCAAGGUAUUUUAAUACAAAAAUACUAUUUGCUGAUUUAAGUCUUUUUUCUUUUGAAAUUUUUGAACAAACUUGUCACUGGAAUGGUUCAUAAGCAACUUUUUCUUUUCCAGUCAGCUCAUUCACAGGUAAAAUGGAGUGUUUAUGGAUAACUAAAUUUUUCUAAAGUAUACUAAUCUGUAAAUACAGCCAGGCACCUACUUUGAAGUAGUGGUUUAAAUAUGAUUUGGUUCCUAAUUUAAGUCUGAGGUCCCUAGUGGUGUUGGUGGAGAUAAAAGGCAGGGUUCAGCUGCUUGAUAUGUGUCAAAAUUUUGGUGUUAUCACUACUGUGUCCUAAGCUAAAGUAUUCACUAAAACUUAGAUUAUAAAUUAUAUUGAA